UGUACAAUCAGAGUGUUACCGACACGGAGACUGAACAACGCGAAGAUCAUUGAUUGGUAGAAAAAAAAAGACACAUUAUUUCAGGAAUAUAUAAUAAUUUAGUGUUUUAAACAUCAAUUUGGGAGCGGAAAUUAAAAACUUCAACUAAGGACAGUCAACGGAACAUCAUGUAUCUUUACACAAUAGGAUUAUUGUUUGUGUUCAUGGCUUUUGAAUGUCAUGCGUCUCAUUUUCGUGGGGCAUAUAUAACUUAUGAACCAGGACCAAAUCCAGGAGAGAUUCGAGUGUCGUAUCGUGUAUCGUGGCGAAGGGACAGUAAACCUCACAAUGAUUGUACACAAACGGCGAUCGAUUCCAGGAAAAAACUUUGGGGUGAAUCGUAUUUAGAAUGCGACUCCUGUGUUGGCCCCAAAAUUCGAUUGGGGUACCAAUGUACAGAUUUGAGUUUAGAGGAAAACUGGGUGACGGGUAUUGGUACCCAUACGUUUAAAUUAAAGGAAGGCAUGGACAAAUCAUUCCAAAUGAGGUUUGUCGAUUGCUGUUGGAUUGAACUUGAGAACUUCGGCGAGUCAAUUGGCUGGUCAAUAGUACCCCGUAUUAAUCUUAAUCCGCGACCAGACAACGGUUUACUCAACUCAUCACCCGUCACCUCUAUGUUACCAAUCAUACGAAUCCCGAAGGGCUGUAACAGGAAAAUUACCGUCCCAGUAACUGAUCCUGAUGAGGACGAGGUUCGCUGCAGAUGGCCAAAGGCUGACCUGGGCGAAUGUGUACCAGAAAGAGGCAGACGACCAGAGAAGGUAGCUUGUAACCAACCCGCCAGUUUCAGUCUCGAUGAGAUGAAGUGUAAGCUUAGUUUUGAUGCAUCGGGUGAUAUUGGAUGGUAUGCUGCUGCUGUGAUGAUUGAAGACUUCGCAGUUGAUUACCCAGAUGAUGCACUCAGCUCUGUCCCUCUACAGUUUCUUGUAGACGUGUUCGAUUCAGAAUCCAAUUGCGAUGUCUUUCCUGUUUUCGUCGAGCCUAGUGCCCUCAGUGCUUGUUACGUUGUACCGGUUGGAGAGACUUUCAGUACCCAACUUAUCGCCCGCAGCAGUAGUCCAGAUAUUAGUAUUACGGAGAUCCAGACUAUCUCUCCAGUUGGAAUGAAGAAAUCACCUUUAAUGAAACUACCCGGUUCAAGAACGGAUUACUUUGUUAAUAUCACGUGGACACCGACAGCUGACCAGGUUGGGGAGAAAAUUCUAUGCUACUACGCCAAAGACAGCAAGAAGAUGGCAAGCGACCAGACGUGUAUGUCUCUAGUAAUUAUAAGAGAAAUGGUGGAAAUAAAGCCAAUGUUAUCUGACCCUUCACCAGAGGCUACCAUCUCAGCUAGAAAAAGUGAAAUUACGAUACGCUUUAGCAAGGAUAUAUCAAGGGAUACAGCUCCAGCUGCCGUGAAAAUUGUCAAGCGCUCGGGAAAAUUCCUGUUGGAGGUUGAACCAGCAACAUCUGAUCUCGUGACAUUCCCAACUGACGAUCCAAAAGCGAUGGUCAUUUCAACAGAGGGCGUAGAGUUCAGAGGAGAAAAGAAAUACUUUCUUCAAGUGUUUCCAACUGCAAGUCGCUACAGCAGAAUAAACAGCAAAUGCGUAUCCGUUGGUACUUGGUCUUGGAUGUUUAACACAGCAUCUGAACAUUGUAAUUCGAGUCCGUGUGAAAAUGAAGGCCUCUGUGUAGAAUUGGAAAAAGGAUAUGAGUGUGAAUGUAUACCUGGUUACCAGGGAAAGCACUGCGAAGAAGAUAUUAAUGAAUGUUCUGCUUUACCAUGCCUUAACGGAGGGACAUGUCAUGAAGGCGUUGGCACAUUCUCCUGCUCUUGCUUACAAGGGUUCACCGGUAACACUUGUGAAAAAGAGAAUGACGAAUGCUGGUCACUUCCUUGUCAAAAUGGUGCCAGUUGUAUUGACAAAGUCGACAGCUUCGAAUGUCAGUGUGCCGAUGGAUACGUUGGGACACUCUGCGAAUCAGAAUUGAACGAAUGCUCUUCAAACCCUUGUGGAGUUGGCGGUUACUGUGUUGAUCUUCCCGGGGCGUUUAUGUGCUUUUGUAACUCGGGUUACGAGGGCAAAUUUUGUGAAAUCGAUACUGAUGAAUGUGCGUCUGAACCGUGUGAAAAUGGAGCCACUUGUGUAGAUAAACCGGAUUAUUUCCAAUGUAUUUGUGCGCCUGGAUUCAGCGGUUACUAUUGUGAAACAAACAUAAACGAAUGCGACUCUUCUCCUUGCGCAAAUGGGGGUUUUUGCAUUGACCAGGCUGAUGGGUUUGUCUGUGAGUGUGCCCGUGGGUAUGCCCAGCCUAACUGCAAAACAGAAAUUAACGAAUGUGAAUCAGAUCCUUGUCAGAACGGUGGAGAGUGCGUCGACAAAAUGAAUUCUUUCAAAUGUAAAUGCAAAGAAGGCUACAAGGGAAAGCUUUGUCAGAAUGAUCGGAAUGAAUGCUACAACUUACCGUGCAAAAAUGGUGGAACAUGCGUGAACACUUUUGGAAGCUAUGAUUGUAUAUGUGAAACCGGUUUCAUAGGCAAGAACUGCGCUGCAAAUGAAGAUGACUGUUUGUCAACCCCUUGCAUGAACGGUGCAACGUGUAUUGAUAAGGUUGGCGGGGUGACUUGCAAAUGUCCCUCAGGUUACGAGGGAGAGUUCUGCGAAUCAGAUAUUAACGAAUGCUUUGGAAACCCAUGCAAGCACGGAGGAACGUGUACUGACAAGAUCGAUGGCUUCGCCUGUUCUUGUAUCAAGGGCUACACCGGAAAUGUAUGCGAGACAGAUAUCGAUGAAUGCAUGUCGGAUCCAUGUCAAAAUGGGGGUGUUUGCGUCGACCGCGUCAACUCGUAUGCUUGUGUCUGCGCACCAGGUUUCGAAGGAUUCAAUUGUGAUAUUGAUCGUGAUGAAUGUUUGUCUAAUCCAUGUCUGAAUGAAGGAGAAUGCAAAGAUAGAGCAAACGGAUAUGACUGCAUAUGUCCCUACUACCGCACUGGACAGCACUGUGAAUCUUAUGUGAUCACAGGAUGGGACGAUGUAAUGGCCGCAGAACUGCAACAACCUGAAAUGAUAAUGAUAUCUCCUCCUAGCGGUGAGGUUCAUGCUGCCGAAGCUGUCUGCAUGGAGACAUACAUGAUUGUUUACAUUGCAAAGAAGUUCUUCGGUGAUAUAAAAGCUGAAGAAAUAACUCUUACGGACAGAAAUUGCGUUGGAGCGCGUCACAACGCAACGCACUUUAGCAUUGGAGCUGCAUACGGAAAGUGUGGCACUGUAGCCGAUGAAAAGGGAUCGCAUGUUAUAUUCAGAAAUGAGAUCAAAUUUCCCCACGACAGUGAAUUAAACGACAACGGAAUCUCAUUACCGGAUGCCAUUCACGUUGAGUGCAUCAUGGGAAGCAAUGCAGACGUCUCAAUCAACUACAUUCCUCAAAUAGAUAAUGUGAUUGUUGAUGAGAAGGGUUACGGGAACUUAGAAUUCGGGUUAAACAUGUAUCGUGAUUCAUCGUACCGUUACACUAAAGACGAAUUUCCCGCCGAUAUAGCCAUGGAGGACCGUAUAUAUUUCGGCACGCGUCUUUACUCCCGACCAGAGCUACAACUGUUUAUCGAAAGCUGUAUAGCGUCCCCAUCGUCGAUUCGUCAAGCGGCAGACUCAGCGUAUACUUUCAUCGAAAAUGGAUGUAGUCUUGAUCCAACCUUAACAUUUCACACAUCACCUUCAACGACGGAGGUUCGUUUUUCUAUCGAAGCGCUAUCGUUCGUCGACUUUGAUGUUGAACCUAUGGUUUAUAUUCACUGCCAAGUGAAGCUAUGUGACAUGAAAAAUGUUAGUAGUGAGUGCAUAGCCGACUGUUCACGCCAAGAAAAAACCGGACCUAAAAUUCAUAAACGGUCAACAGAGCUCAAUAAAGAUAGAACAUUAACGUCACAAGGCGGCAUUAGAAUCAGGAGAAAUAGUGAAGGUACGAAUUUUAAAGAAUCAAGGAGCAUCGUUGUUCUGAGUCUCUCUCUUACAAUUGUGUUUCUACUCGCUGUCAUCAUUGGCUUGCUUAUCGUUGGUAAUUAUUCCAUAAGUAAGUCAAGAAAAAGUAAUGCAUGCGACCAAUCUUGAAACCUAAAUGCAGAUGAAUGGCGGAAAUGUAUUAUGUGUUCAUCCAGAAGGGAUGUUAUUGAAGAAGUAUGAUGAAUGAUGCAAUGCUGUUUUAUAUGUAGUUAUUUAUAUGUGUAAAAUUUUCUGAAUCCCAAAGGGAAAAAAAGAUAGACUUUUGAGGUAUAUAAACAAAUACGCAAAGUUCAUACCAAUGAGGGUAAUGACGUUAAUGACUAUUGUUGUAAUUGUAGGUUUUAAUUGUGCCACAAAUCGUUCAUUAUACCAACACGCGUUAUUUUACAAUUUAAUGCAAACGAAUAAAUACUAUAUGCUCUACAAUUUUUGUAAUGUUCAUAUGACAUCAAUCAAAGGUACCGGUACAUGUCCUAUCACCUUAAUUGUAAAUUCUACCGGGCGUAUAACGCCUUAUUGGUGGACCGGACGAUAUUAUAGGACUAAUACGCAAGUUUAUCUGUAAUUGUCAACAUAUUUCAUGAUUUAAAGAAAAAAAUACUUUCUUUAUAUAAAUUAUCAGUUUAGCUUUGAUAAACUCAAAAUAUCUUUUUUUAAUAAUUUUGUAUAAUAAUUAAGGUGUAAUUAAAAGUAUGUUUCUGAAAUUUAAGUCGUUGGAUGUUAGUGCUAAAUAUUGUGUUUUAUAUAUUUUUUUGAAUACCAUUUAAAGGAGAUAAUAAUAGUAUACCGUACUAAAAUGUUCUACUAAGCAUACGCCCAUUGCGUAUGCUCAGUAGAUUAUUUUAAUAAGCAUGCGCAGAAUUGUUUAUAUUAUUUUUAAAGUGGACAUAAACCGCAUUGUCGUAUCACUGGCUUAAACCGCAAGCAAAACAGAAGUUAUGAUCUCGGGGGAGGGUUGGUUAGAACAACUAAUUUAGCCAUUCUAAUAAUUUAACAAAAAAAAAAUCGCAUUCGGUUGGAAAUGAUUGACCCAGCAGGUGCCUGUCCGUCACAGGUAUCGAGUGUAAGUCAAUCACUUUAAAUGGAUUUGGUUAAGUGUACAGUUGUUUAAAAGCAUACUAUUUUAUAAUUAUACUUAGGCCUAAUAAAUAACAAAUAUAUUGAUAUUUUAUUCUCGUAAUUUGGAAUAAGAAUUAUGUAUUCAUUAUCAAUUAUAUACUCCAUGUUGUUAAUUAUGUUCUUGUACAGUAGCUGAAAGAUGUACAUAUUAGGAACAGUGCCCGAGGAUAUUAAGUUUUGAUUUUUGAUUAAAAAGUGAAAUGGUGGCCAUGCACAUACGGAGUGAAUUGAGCUAGCAGGUCAACUUAGUACAUGUUAUAGUUCGCAAUGAGUGGGACUACUGGAAAAUUAAUAAUUUAGUUACAAGUACAAAGGGGCUUAAAUUCAAUGAACUUCAGUUCAAAGAAUGUAUGUAAUUCUUUGCGUUUUUGUAUAUAAAAAUUAUAAAGAUUAUAUUAUAUAUUGAAAGUAUGUUUAACACAGUUUGUUACACGGUGGGUACAAAUAUAUCUCCCAGUUUAAUUAACACUUUAACUACAUUAUAACAUUUUAUCGUAUGUGACUCAUGUCACAUACAUUUAUGCAUUUACCUCAAACAAAGCAUUUGAAGCCAGUAGGUUACAAUAAUAAACGAUUACAGUUGCAUUAAGCUUGAAUAGGAAUGGAAUUGAUAUAAAGCUUUGGAAAAAAAUGUAAUUACAGAAGUUAGACAACAAAAUAGGAAAACGGAAAAUUCACGGUAAAAAAUAGAUGGAGGUUUUCGCAAGGAAAUGUUUACGCAUAGGCCUUCUUUCUGUUAGCAGAUCACAGAAAUUGUAUCGUAAACCUUAGAGAAUGAAUAUGUUUGACUUAUUUGCGUUUCGCACGUGUGUUGUAGAGUUUGAUGUGCAUCAUGUUCGUACGCGUAAUGUAGAGUUUUUGUUAGGAUUUGACGUUAAUCGUUUAUGUAAAUCGUAACGUAUCCGGUGCGCCGUCUCAUCUUGUCUGUAAAACUUUCCCUUGAUGGUGAUACAGUAUUGUUGAUGAUGAUGCUGUUGAUAAUAAUAAUAAUGAUGUUGAUAAUGAUAUUGGUGUUGAGGAUAUUAAUACUGAAGAGGAUCUCUGCUGACACAAAACUUUUAUGUGAUGUUGAGGAUAUUGAUGAUUAUGGCUGUGUUAAUUACCGAUUAUAGUUGUAUAUGUGUCAUUUUAGUCAUAGACCUAUAUAUAGGUCUAUAUAAUCGAAACAGUUAUUUAAUGAACGACUGUAGAGCACGUUGUUGAUAUGGGGAGGGAUAAAAGAAAUCAGGAGAUUGCUUAAAUGAUGUAUAACCCAAGAUGUGUUUCCUUAAUUAAGUGAAGCUAAAAUGACAUCGGCUUAUGAUAAAAUAUGAAGGUUUGAUCGACAGUUGGCAUAUAAAUAAAAUCAUUGUGAAAAUAUUAUGAUGAUAUUAAUUGGAUUGUUUUUUUUUUGUUUUUUUUUGUAAGUUGCAAUAUCAUCCAAAAACGUUAGUAGGGGAAGAAUCACGUUGAUGCGAGUGGGAAAUUAUGCGAAGUCCCUGCCCCCACGUCUAAGUCCCUGCUCUCUGUUAUAUUCGCUAGAGUGCAAUUUAGGCCGCUAGGAACCGGUCGUCAAGAAAGAAUGCUAAACUUUUAAUUACUUUACAAUAUUUAUUUUGGUAUACACAUGAUGUAUUAAAAAAUAUUACAAAGGCUAGAAACAUUCUAUGAACAACAAUAUGGAUUUGUAUUCUUAUAAUUGAAACGAUAAAAUCAAGGCUUAUAAUUCCUCAUACUGUAUUAUUAAUAUUGUUAAAUAAUAUGUUAAGUGUUUUGUAUAGCAUGUGUUAUAUGAUCGAAUAAAGUCAAUGAUGUGAUUAUAUAA
Anneissia japonica is the source of this 6948-nucleotide messenger RNA. RefSeq lists its product as uncharacterized. The coding region runs from base 168 to 4133 and encodes 1321 amino acids. Gene Ontology annotation, molecular function: calcium ion binding. The transcript has 27 exons. The record is from RefSeq and is a predicted model, not a curated record. NCBI's taxonomy places the organism in Eukaryota, Metazoa, Echinodermata, Crinoidea, Comatulida, Comatulidae. Gene Ontology annotation, biological process: axon guidance.